AUGUGAAACAGCUAGCUUAGUUAGCGGUGGUUCGCGCUAAAUAGCGUUUCAAUCGGUGACGUCACUUGCUCUGAGACCUUGAAGUAGUAGUUCCCCUUGCUCUGCAAGGGCCGCGGCAUUUGUGGAGCGAUGGGUAACGAUGCUUCGUGGUUGACCGUUGUUGAUGUGUGUAGAUGGUCCCUGGUAUGGGCGAGGGGACGGUCUAAAUUUAUACUGUUACACACACACCCUAUGUUUUUUAAUAAAAUCAACUAUAUUAUUGUCUGAUGCUGUUUGAUGAAAUAAGACACAAAUUACUCAAGAGGGAGCCAGAGAUGAAGAGAGAAACGACUAUCCUCCUCCUGCUGGCUUUCGUAGAUUCUGCCAUUACUCUCUUGAAGUUGCCGGUAAUAGGCUACACGAGGAGUCGGCAACCUUUCUCAUGUGGAAUGCCAAAUUUAUCUUACCAUUUCUGACGAACUGCUUGCCACUUAUGUUUUUCAUAUGCACUUUUUUGUGGAACAGUUUAAUUUAAUUUAUAACACCUUUGAAUCUCAAAAUCAUUGUCAUGUGGUUAAUCAAAGUUGUAAAUGACAAUGAUAUACAAACCUAAAAGUAUUGCCAAUGCCAACGAUGUAAAAAUAGCCUACAUAAAGCCAACAAAUAAAAACAUUGCAGCCUGCAGGUAGAAAAUAUCUUGAUAAAAAUAAAUAUCCUAUAAAUCACAUUGGCUACACAUGGCUUGUCUGCAACGAACUUGAAACAUUGUAUCAACUAGUUGUGUCCAGCCUGAAGCUCUUGCUAGCAAACUUGGAACAUUGUAUAAAAUAUUUUGGGCACUCAGAAUUUACUGCACCAGUGAGCUCGGGACAGACACAGCUGUAUAAGAUCUCAUCAGGCAGAUCUGUUUUAUGACGUUUCCACUCGAUCAGAGCAUGACCUUGUUCCCUUUCACACCAAGUGGUUAUCGAAAGAUUUUUCUAAUACAUUGAGGAAAUAUUGUCAUUCUCAAUGAAUGUAAAAAUAGACUUUGUUUGCUUGCUGUUUGAGGGGAAGAAAGCUCCACAGCUCAUUAGUUGUGAUGCGUUAAGCCAAUCAGAAAUACUAUCAGAUCCUCUAAUGAGAACAUUUAUAUGCCUACAUUUGUGCGCAGGCCAGGUAGCCUAUAGGCCUACUUCUAUGCGUAAUCAGGUGCGUGUCCUUACUCAACAUUUGACCGUAGUGCUUCAAACAAAAGACAAUGGACUAAAUUGACAAAACUCGUAAAUGGAAGGAAAUAAACCAAAACUUGUUUCUCACAAGUGUAGCAUAGGUUGUGGGCUCUGCAAACAACAUGUCCACUCUGACAAUGAGAAUGGUAAAAGACUGGACUAAUAAUAUAUUGAAUGCAUUAACAGAAAUUACCAUAACCAUACAAACAUUGUAAAUUAGGAGUUGUUGGUAAAUGUAGGCUACUACUGGUUAUAUGUAAUGGGGAAUUGAUAGACACUAACAAUCAAGGCAAACGAUUCACACAAUGAGGUUAUGAAACAAUGAACGUGCACAAAUUGGCGGGUGAGAUACUUGUGUUGUGCAUCUUAGCCACACUCCCCUUCUUCUUUUGGACUGUGCCAUCCCUGCGGCCUCCGCAAUGGAUUAGUUCACUGAGAUGGGCGCGAAUCCGACAGGUGUCUCGUGCCAUAAAAUGUUUUAUAUAUAUAUAUAUAUUUGCUACUGCUUGACAAAAACAAUCUCGGUCGACCAACAGCCUAUCGACCAAACGAUCUACCAGUCGACUAAUUGGGGUCAUCCCUACUUACAUCACCAGUUUACAUGGAGCAUGUCUGUGUGGACUGCAAGAAGAACUUCUGUGGCCGCUGCUCGGUGCAGCUGGAGCCGCCAUGCCCGCGCCUCUGCCACACCUGUCAGCGAUUUCACGGAACCCUCUUCGACCGCGCCCAGUUGAUGAGACUCAAGGUGCGGGAGCUGCGUGACUACCUCCACCUGCACGAGGUGCCCACCCAGACGUGCCGGGAAAAGGAGGAGCUGGUUGAGCUGGUCUUGGGCCAGCAGACCCCCAGCACCAGCAGAAGCAGUGAGACCGUGUCCUCCCAGCCCGGGGCUCACAACAAUGUCCCCUCCCCAGACACACCGUCCCCUCCCCAGACACAGGGCCCUACCAGCCCCGACACAUUGAGCCCAGAGCAGCCAGAACAAUCAGCCCCUGAGGCAGAAUCAGAGCAUAUCUCUGAUGAGGAGGAAGAAGAGGAGGAGGAUGAGGAUGAAGAGUCAUCGGACAGCGAGGAGACCCUGAUGCCCGGCCGCAGAGCCUCUCUGUCUGACCUGAGCCGCGUGGAGGAUAUCGAGGGCCUGAGCGUGCGCCAGCUCAAGGAGAUCUUGGCCCGCAACUUUGUCAACUACAAAGGCUGCUGCGAGAAGUGGGAGCUGAUGGAGAGGGUCACCCGCCUCUACAACGACCAGAAGGACCUCCAGAACCUAGUUUCAAAUACAAAAAAUGAAGAAGACCCUGCAGCUCCCAAGAGCCAGGAAGAGAACCUCUGUCGGAUCUGCAUGGACUCUCCCAUUGACUGUGUGCUGCUGGAGUGUGGCCACAUGGUCACCUGCAGCAAGUGUGGCAAGCGCAUGAGCGAGUGCCCCAUCUGCAGACAGUACGUGGUACGGGCGGUGCACGUCUUCAGGUCCUGAUGCAUGGCCACAACGAGGGACACAGUGGAUACCAAGGACAACAUGGCAUUGCUGCCACCACUGCUCAGAGAUGGCAUAUUUUACAAGAAUACACUCCUCUGUAAUGCACACUUUCACUCAUUCAAUCAGUCUUCCUCUUGCCGGGAUUCCAGAGAAAUAACCUGCCUCCUCUUUUCUGGGUUCUCUGUUUUUCUACUCCACCUGAACCUAUUGUUUCUACACUUUCAGCAUUUUACAAGACCUCAAUAUUUCAGUACUAUAACUUUAUUGUUCAAAAGAGUUAGGUAUCAUGUAUUCACAUUGGUGCCAGUCAGACACCAAACUAUAUUGGCACUUUGCAUGGGAGGGCAGCAGUACCUUUUCAAAUUCUGAGGUUAUUGGGUAGAGAUCAUGUUUAUUUCAACCCCACACACAGGCAAGGUUAUAUUGCAUUUUUCUGUCUUUGCAUUUGUGUGCACAGGGAAACAACUGAGUUCCAUAGCUGAGAAACACAGGGCCUUACUAGAGAGGGCAUCGACUAACAAGCAAACGUAUUUGUUCUAGCAAUGAAUGAGCGGCAGCGUAGCCUAGUGGUUAGAGUGUUGGACUAGUAAUCGGAAGGUUGCGAGUUCAAACCCCCGAGCUGACAAGGUACAAAUCUGUCGUUCUGCCCCUGAACAGGCAGUUAACCCACUGUUCCAAAGGCCGUCAUUGAAAAUAAGAAUGUGUUCUUAACUGACUUGCCUGGUUAAAUAAAGGUCAAAUAAAAAAUAAAAAACAAUUAAAAUGAAAUGCUGAAUCUUGGUAAGAGAGGGAACAUGUUAGGCUACUCUGUUAUGCAUAUCAAUAGCAAAACAGAGUGGCCAGAAUGGUGCUAUUUGACUAGUGAUUAACAACACGCGUAACAGAAUGGCCAAAAUGGUGCUAUUUGACCAAUGGAAGCAACACUCAGGGCCCCAUUUUGACAGUGCAAGUAAGCGGUGUGUGUCGAGACCAAAAUAUCCAAAACCGUUUAUUUCAAACCUUAUCGCCCCAAGCAAGGCUUGGAUAUGAACGUGCUAAUAUUUGAUGCAUGGAAUGCAGUAGUUGUGAAAUUGGUGCAUUAAGUGCAGCACGGAGUACUUGAAGUGGUAAGGUCUGUUUUGCGCCCUCCAGUUGUCACACUUAAAGUUCAGUACCUGCAAACCAGCUGUUCUGUUAAUUGGUUUUGUGGUCCAGAGAGCUAUCUUUAGGUUGCAGUGCACUUGCUAAGCAUAGAACCCAGGCCUUAUCUGUCUUAUUGGCAAUCCUUCAGACACAUCUGUGUGGUGGAUGAACAUAGCAUCUUAGGAGUGGAAACAGCCCUUUAAACACAAGAGUCUGCUUGUAGCUCACUGAAAGUACUUGAGGGUCAAGGAGGGGAUAAUGCUUGGCUUCAUUCGCCCUUUUAUGGUCAAAUUACCCUUUUAACUUGCAGAUAUUGUAUCAAAACUGGAACAGAACACGCAUUGACUUGACGGUAAUAGUUAAUAGUUCUUUAAAUGAGCCACAAUGGGGAUCUUUUCUGAAAUGUAAACCCGACACAGUAGAUUUGCAGUUUAUUUUUUAUUCUCUGGGGGUCAUAAAUUGUUUGAAGUUGGUUCCAUGACCUUAGCCCAAAUGAGUUUUGGGGUAAAGAGAACUGACCUCGUUAGCAGAAUGUCUCCAUUCCAAGGCUCUCACCACCUCUCUCUUAUCAGCAAGUGCCCCAGAACAGAGUGUUCAUUAACUUAGCUGACGUAGUGCACUGAAUACAGUAAUUUCCUAAUGACGAGUUGAUUAAAUGUAUCUACUAGUUAAAAAGAAAAAAUCUGUUUUCUGCGAAUUGACUUUGUUUGUGUUUUAAAAGCUAGAAUUGAUAAUUGAAACAAUAACAAAGAGCCACCCCGCCUCUGUUUCAGUAUAAAGCUGAGGGAUGGACAUGGAGAAAUGCAACCACUCUCAGAUUCAGAGACAGAGCUAAGGACUGACCAUCCAUGAUAUCAAAGUUAUAGUUUUAACCAGGUUUUAAGGCUAUACAGUGUUUGUUUAGAUUUACAUAGUUUAUACACAUUGAAGUAAAACAAGCUUAUAUUUUGGAUUCUCAUGGGGUAUGACAAGUUAAUCUAAGCUCAUGAGGUAUUUAUACGUUAUAAUCUUCAAGAAUCAAUGGGUAUAUAUCAUUCAUUAAAUGGAUGUAGCAACUAAGGAUUCGAGCUUUAAGGAGGAUCUUGGUUAAUUCUAUUCCAACUCUAGGCAAUUCAGUAAAUGGAUUGAGAUUGAAUUUAUAUGAAAUUAGAGGCAAUUUUAUUACAGUGCAUUUCUCAAAUUGCCUGGAAUUGAAAUGGUUUGGCAGCCCUCUGCAACUUUUUAUGGAACAUGUUUUAAAAUUAUAGAGAAACAUAAUGGUUUGCAUUUAAAUGGUCUUUCUACUGUAUAUCUUGUUUUAUAGCUAAUGAAUGUACCAUAAAACUGAUCAUGAGGAAAAUGCACUUAUACUAAUUAAUGUGUCUGUUUUAGGGAAUGCGUAUCCACUGGGAUAGACUCCGUUUAUCCCAGAUACUUGGUCUGCCUGAACUGAAUGUAACUGGUUUAAGUUGUUUACAAUAACAAAACCAUUUCUUACUGUGACUGCCAAAUUGCCAAUAUCGCAAAUAGAUUUUACACUAGUCCGUUUGAUAUGUCUUUUGUUAAUAACUAUGCUAAUAUCAUGCAAGAACAAUAUGAAUCAUCUCAUGUAGUUUGUAGAGAGCAGGUGAAACAAGAUAUAUCAGUGUCGUGAGACUAGAUCUGGAUCUUUUCACAAACAUCCCGUCACCCAUCUUGUUUUUGUCCUGGACAUCAGUUUAUACAAGCCAGGCCGUCAGUCAAGUCAGUUCUCUCUGAGGAGUGUUUUCUGUGCAUGUGAAAACGUGUGUAUACAUUUAGCGAAACCCAACCCAAGAUCUAAACAUUCCAAACAGUAGAAUGUACCUUAACAGAACACUCUUCAACAAAGAAAGCUAAUAUUUUCCACAUAUACUAUAGCCCAUGUACAUGUGUAAUGCUCCUUGAGGACCUGAUUUAAAGGCAAGGGCUGAUAGAGGUUCAGUGCAGAUGUGUUUGAUCUCUAUCAAAUAAUUUCCGGGUAACAAUUAAGUACCUGAUUGUUAAGUACUGAUUGCUUUCAUUUAAAAUUGUCUAAAAUAAAUAAAAAUAGCUUUUUAGCAAAGAGCAAUUUCUCAAGCAAGAAUUUUGCUAGGACUCUGGGAGAGGUAUGAGUGGGGAGGGGAAAACUGAAAAUGUUAUUAUUGGCAGAGGUUUGGAACUUAACUAAUUUACCCCAUGGUGAUGACACCAUGGAAGGCAAAAACUCCCACCAAAACAGGCUAAAACUUCAGGUGUUUUUUUUCAGACAGCUCUUACACUAAAAGGGUUAUAAUUUUCACACAGUAUUAUUCCAACCUCAUAGUGGAAAUGCGUAUAUAUAAAACAAAGGAAUAUCAUGUUUUUGAUAAUAACAGUAUAUGAACUGUGUAGCAGAUAACUAAUUAGAAUAUUUCAAGAAAUGUCUUCUAAAUAUUGCCUUCUUCCUGAUGGUAUUUCAAUGGCUUUAAAAGGCACAAGAUAAAACCUUAAUGUCAUGUGUGUGUGGGAUGUUGGUGUCCCUAGUCUGCCAUGAGAGUCCUGUAGUUCUUAUUGCUGUCUGAGGACCUAGAUAUUAAUAUCAAUUUGUUAUUGGUGACUUUAAAAUGGAGGUGUUUUGGUAUUUGGAAGACUAAUCAAUCUACUAUUGUGAAAUGUUGGACGUGUUUAGAAAAAUCAGACAAUCUAUCAUAUCUGUGAUUCUUUAACAGUGAGUUAUAAUUUUGGCAAAUGCCUUGCUAUGGAGAGUUGUGCUAAAGGUGAUUAACAACACCUCCACUAGUUAUUAGAUAAGAACAAGGAAAUGAGUCUGCACUAUCCCACCCCAGGGGGAAAAAGGGUCAUUAUUAGUAUAUGAAGUUCAACUUUAAUGGAAAGAUUUGCAUGUGUUUUUUUGGGGGGGGAAAGGAAGACUGCUCUGACAAAAGGCAGUUUGAAAACACAGAAUGACUCAUAACUGUAUGUGUGGAGAAUUAUUUGUGUUUCGUAUACUCUGAUGAUUUAACUUUGUUCAACAACUGUGAAAUUGUAUAUAAUAAUCCCAUGCGACAGUAUCAUUUUAAAUAUUAUUGAGCGUGUUGUACAUUUGUCAAAUUACUAGCAUGGACUAUUGCCUUUGUUGUAGUUUAAAUAUGUAUUCAGUAGUAUUGGCUAAAUGAGCUAAAUGCUGGAUCAGUUCUUAACUACAAUGGAAGCUAAUAGGAUUUAUAAAUCAGAAAAACCUAUAUUUUUGAAAAUGUAUUAAACAUAUUGAUGUUCUUGUGCA
This is a messenger RNA of Oncorhynchus keta (chum salmon), 7030 nucleotides long. Its product is annotated as E3 ubiquitin-protein ligase rififylin-like. NCBI's taxonomy places the organism in Eukaryota, Metazoa, Chordata, Actinopteri, Salmoniformes, Salmonidae. Gene Ontology annotation, biological process: protein K48-linked ubiquitination; proteasome-mediated ubiquitin-dependent protein catabolic process; negative regulation of extrinsic apoptotic signaling pathway via death domain receptors. Gene Ontology annotation, molecular function: ubiquitin protein ligase activity. Gene Ontology annotation, cellular component: plasma membrane; cytoplasm. The record is from RefSeq and is a predicted model, not a curated record. The transcript is spliced from 6 exons. The coding region runs from base 1792 to 2664 and encodes 290 amino acids.